Molecule: messenger RNA, 8442 nt
Organism: Poecilia reticulata (guppy)
Lineage: Eukaryota; Metazoa; Chordata; Actinopteri; Cyprinodontiformes; Poeciliidae
Product: zinc finger SWIM domain-containing protein 6-like
Cellular component (GO): Cul2-RING ubiquitin ligase complex
Molecular function (GO): zinc ion binding
Source: RefSeq, a predicted model, not a curated record
UGGUACUGUAAACGGAAGAGAAGACGACAGAUAAACUCAUUAUGCUGGAGGAGAAUGUUGUCUUUAUGCUCACUGAAACGGCUUGGAAUUGUCUUUGAAAAUGUUCCCCCGGCGCUGAUAAAAAGGGGUAAAUACUUCUUUGAAUAAAGGGAGUUUAGUCGUUUUUGCUCAGAGCAGAGCACGGCUGCAGAAGGACAUAGAACGGCGUCGUGUUUUUGCAAAGGGCUUUUGGGGUGGCAUUUGUUGUGAAUUGGCACUACUGAGCCGAAUUGAAUGGAAGCUCAUAUAAGUGGAUUUGUGUUUGAAUACUGCAGGCUUCUGUCAUGCUAAGCUGUUGGAGCUCAGCGUGGUUUAUAGUUUUGUGCUUACUGCAGUUUUUUUUUAUGUCACAAACAUAGUUCCUUUAAAAUUCCAUAAUCUCAAUUUUAUUAUUGUAUUUUAACAUCAAAUUGCAUAUUUUUCUACAGUGCAUUAUUUGAUAUAUUGAAAGGAUAUGAAAAGACAUAUUCAGUAAAUUAGAACUUUAACAAAAAGUUCAUUUAUUUCAGUAACUCAAUUCACUCAGUGCAAUACAUUAUAAAGAUUAAUUGCAUGCAGACUGAUGUUUUCAAACCUUUAUUUAUGUUGCUAAAGAGUUUCAGCUUACAGCUAAUAGAACAAAAUUUAAAAGGAGGAUAUAAAAUUAAAAAGUCCAAGAUAUAAGCAAUUUAUUUCAUUCAAAUUCAGUUUUUGACAUAACAAACUCGAUAUCUAAACAUAAUUCCACACGAAAUCCAAGUAAAGGCAUUUUGGAAAAGAUGUUGUGGUCUGUAUUCAAAGUGAACAGGCAGGAAACAGGAAGACACAAGAGGGGAAAACAUGCAGUAAAGGUCUCAAGGUUAAAGCAAACCCUGCAUUGAGGACUUAUCGUCUGUUUAUAUGAAGUAUACCAAUCUCUGUCCUCAAAUUUUACAUUGAAAUACAGUUUGCAUCACGCUCUGCAAAGCAUGUUUACUUUUCCACAUCUUUAAAUAGUUGAAAAAUUCUGUUUGCUUCUGACCAACUUAUUAUUAUGGUUUGUACAUUUUAUCUAUAUUCUUCUCAUUUCCAGUCAUAAUAUAAAUCCUUUUUUAUAUUAAUUAUUGGCACUAAAAGGCCUCCACAUUUCCCAUAACGAUGUGUAUUUUCUUAAAACGUUUCACAUUCCAGUGGAGCGUAAAUGUCACGGGGCGGUGCUACGUUCACUGCCCCCACCCCCUUAAACCACGAGGCUCUAGUGUUGACAGGCCGAUAACCGCCUCAGCAUCCAGCUGGCUGCCAGACAAAGACUGCUCUCUCGUCCUACCGGCUGAACUAUCGCCUGAAAACUCCUCCUUUUCGAAGUUAACAGCUUUUAAAAGCUUUAUUUUAAAGUUUGUCGACCAAGAUAAAGCGUCCGUUCGGACCUUUUUCCCCCUUGUAGUGCAGGACAAACCAACCAGACUCCGCCUUCGCUUAAUUUGUCAACAAAGGGGUUUGACAGGCUCGGAAAGCCCUGCCCCCAUGUUUCCAUAAAAGGAUGAUUUGGGUAUACACGGCCAACAAUCAAACCCUUGCUAACCUUUUCUUUUCACCAUCCACUUCAUAUGGUGCGUUGACUUCCUCCGGCGCUGUGAAAGCAGAGCUAUGAUGGCGGAGCGCGUGCAGCAGCCCCCGGCCAAGCGGCUCUGCUGUCGGCCGGGCUUCGGUGCAACAUGUAGGCAAGGCCAGCGGGCCGCUGGGGCUCUGUGCGGCGGCUCGGCUGCCACCCAGGGCGAGUCGAGCCGAACCCAGAGCCCGGAGUCUCUCCUGGACAUCGCGGCGAGGAGAGUCGCGGAGAAGUGGCCGUUUCAGCGGGUGGAGGAGCGCUUCGAGCGGAUCCCGGAGCCCGUUCAGAGACGGAUAGUGUACUGGUCCUUCCCGAGGAGCGAACGGGAAAUCUGCAUGUAUUCGUCGUUCAACACGGGCGGCGGGGAGGAGGUCGGAAGUGGCGGCGAGAGCGGCGACGAGACGCGGCUGCCGUUCCGACGCGGCAUCGCUCUGCUGGAGAGCGGCUGCGUUGACAACGUACUGCAAGUCGGUUUCCACCUCAGCGGGACGGUCCGGGAACCGGCCACGUCCUCCGAGCCGGAGCUGCUGUGCAACGUCAGCGUCAGCUUCGACCGCUGCAAGAUCACGUCGGUGACGUGCAGCUGCGGCAAUAAGGACAUCUUCUACUGCGCCCACGUGGUGGCGCUCUCGCUCUACCGGGUACGGAAGCCCGAGCAGGUCAAGCUGCGCCUGCCCAUCUCAGAGACGUUGUUCCAAAUGAACAGGGACCAGCUGCAGAAGUUCGUCCAGUACCUGAUCACGGUGCAUCACACGGACGUGCUGCCGACGGCUCAGAAGCUGGCUGACGAAAUACUGUCACAGAACUCCGAGAUCAACCAGGUGCAUGGAGCUCCAGAUCCGACGGCAGGGGCGAGCGUGGACGACGAGAACUGUUGGCAUUUGGAUGAGGAACAGGUCCAGGAACAGGUCAAGCUCUUUCUCUCCCAGGGCGGGUACCAUGGCUCGGGAAAGCAGCUCAACCUGCUGUUCAGCAAGGUGAGAGAGAUGCUGAGGAUGAGGGACUCCAACGGCGCUCGCAUGUUGACGCUGAUCACAGAGCAGUUCAUGGGUGACCCCCGACUGGCGCUGUGGAGGCAGCAGGGGACCACCAUGACUGACAAGUACAGGCAGCUGUGGGACGAGCUAGGCGCCCUGUGGAUGUGCAUUGUCCUGAACCCGCACUGUAAGCCCGAGCAGAAGUCUGCAUGGCUCCGGCAACUCCGCAGGUGGAACGGCGUGGACGUGUGUCCCUUGGAGGAUGGUAACCAUGGCAGCGAGCUGAUCAAUCUGACCAACGCUCUGCCCCAGGGGCCUCUUGGCAAUCCAGACGCUCUGACGGGCCCUCACCGGACCGUCUUCACGCGCGCCAUCGAGGCCUGUGACCUGCACUGGCAGGACCCCCACCUGCAGCACAUCAUCACCGAGGACCACUACAACAACUACUGUUACCACGACAACCUCAACGGCUCUCUCUUUGACUCCAGAGGGUGGCCCCUGUGGCACGAACACGUUCCCACAGCGUGCGCCCGAGUGGACGCCCUGCGGUCACACGGUUACCCCAGAGAGGCGCUACGGCUGGCCAUCGCCAUCGUCAACACGCUGCGGCGGCAGCAGCAGAAGCAGCUGGAGCUUUUCCGCGGCCACAGAAAAGAGCUGCUCCACAGGGGCGUAACAUCCGUCACCAACCUGGAGGGCUGGGUGGGCCACCCUCUGGACCCCAUCGGCACUCUGUUCGCCACCCUCCUGGAGACGGGACGGGGGAGCGACGACGGGGCCACCGCCGACUUCCCAGGCUCCCUGGGCCCUGGCAGGAGGCCGGAGAACCCCGUUUACACGCUGCCGCCGCUGCCUCUCCUGGAGGAAGGCGAGACGUUCGCGGCGCUGGCUGUGGAGACGGCGCUGAUGGGUCUGGGCCAGCAGAGGGCGAUGCCGGACGGCCUCUACGCCCAGGAGAAGGUGUGUCGCAACGAAGAGCAGCUAUUGGCUAAGCUCCAGGAAGUGGACCUGGACGAGGCGCUGGUGAAGAUCCUCCGGAAGCAGGCCGCGCUUCUGCUGGAGGCUGGUCCUUACAGCGGUCUGGGGGAAGUCCUCUACAGAGAGAGCGUCCCCAUGCACACGUUUGCCAAGUAUCUCUUCACCUCCCUGCUACCUCACGAUGCCGAGCUGGCUUACAGCAUUGCACUGAGGGCCAUGAGGUUGCCGGUCCUCGAGUCCACGCCCCCUUCUACUGACUUGUCUCGGCCUCAGCACAUAGUGUCAGUGGUGCCCAAUCGCUACCCUCGCUGGUUCACCCUGAGCCACAUAGAGAGCCAGCAGUGUGAGCUGGCCUCCACCAUGCUCACAGCUGCUAAAGGUGACGCCUGCAAGCUCCACACAGUGUUAGAGUCCAUCCAGAAGAACAUCCACUCUUCCUCUCACAUCUUUAAGCUGGCUCAGGACGCCUUCAAGAUCGCCACGCUGAUGGACAGCCUACCAGACCUUACGCUGCUCAAGGUCUCCCUGGAGCUGGGCCUCCAGGUGAUGAGGUUGACCCUAUCCACGCUGAACUGGCGGCGAAGAGAGAUGGUGCGCUGGCUCGUCACCUGCGCCACUGAAGUCGGUGUGUUUGCUCUGGACAACAUCAUGCAGAACUGGUUCACACUCUUCACGCCGACAGAGGCGACCAGUGUGGUGGCCAGCACCAUCAUGUCCAACAGCACCAUUGUCCGCCUGCAUCUGGACUGCAACCAGCAGGAAAAACUGGCCAACUCCGCCCGCACCCUGGCGCUACAGUGCGCCAUGAAGGACCCCCAAAACUGUGCCCUGUCCGCCCUGACGCUCUGCGAGAAGGAUCACAUUGCCUUCGAGACAGCCUACCAGAUUGUACUGGAUGCAGCCGCCACAGGAAUGAACUACACCCAGCUGUUUACAAUAGCACGGUACAUGGAGCACCGUGGCUAUCCCAUGAGGGCGUACAAACUAGCAACGUUAGCCAUGAUGCACCUUAACCUCAGUUACAACCAGGACACGCACCCGGCCAUCAACGACGUGCUCUGGGCAUGCGCCCUUAGCCACUCGCUGGGGAAGAACGAGUUGGCGGCCGUCAUCCCCUUGGUGGUGAAGAGCGUGAAGUGCGCCACCGUGUUGUCGGACAUUUUGAGGCGGUGCACGCUGACGACGCCGGGCAUGGUUGCACUGCACAGCCGCAGGAACUCUGGGAAACUGAUGUCUUUGGACAAGGCUCCACUCAGGCAGCUGUUGGACGCCACCAUUGGGGCCUAUAUCAACACAACGCACUCUCGGCUGACGCACAUCAGCCCGCGCCACUACAGCGAGUUCAUCGAGUUCCUCAGCAAGGCCAGGGAGACGUUUCUGAUGGCGCACGACGGACACAUCCAGUUCACGCAGUUCAUAGACAACCUGAAACAGAUCUACAAGGGCAAGAAGAAGCUAAUGAUGCUCGUACGAGAGAGGUUCGGUUGAAUGACCGAAUUUCGUCCUGGGAAAAUUUUCAUGGGAUUCUUACUGCGGUGAUUCAGGACUGAUGGCUCUAGUAUAAGGAACAAGGUCUUGAGGCCAAAAAAAAAACAAACUAGGAUGUUAAAAUAAAAAAAAACUAGGAUGUUAAAAUGUUCUGAGCACGAGACGAGACAUUUUGGCAUCGAAACAACCGAAAGUAAUGAAGAUAAAACAGGAAUUUUCAAUCAAUAACAACCUUAAAGCAACACCAAGGGGCAGAUGUAUGAAACUGUGUGUUAAUGGGUAGUAAAAAUAUUACCUUCCUCCUCCCAGGGUAGUUACAAAAUAAUAAAUGACAGUAUAGCUACUUUGUAGCAACUUUCGGAAGUGUUAAACUCAUUAAAGGCAAAGUUUACCUGGCUAAGACUUAGACUAUGAGUUUUCCUUUAGCGAUCCACGAUAUAUUGGCGAUAACAUUGGUAUCGGCCCAUGUUAGCAAUUUUUUAACAUAUCGGUAUUGGUCCGAUAAUUAAAAGUGGACCGAUGUUAACUGAUGAUUAUUUCCAUCCUGUUUCUGUUUGUGUUUCUGGGAGGAGAGGAGGUUAGUCGUGUGGUAUUUGCUUGGUCAUGCGACAGUGAUAAUGAUGCACCGCAGGAUUAUGGGUAUUUAAGUGAAGCAGAGAAACAAUGUAGGUGAUGUGGCAACUUUAACACGGUGUCGAAAGUGGAGUAAAAUAUUUGUAUUAUAUAUAAUUAUUGUGCAUCGCCCAUGACGGCAGUAUUAAUAUCAGAUAUCGGCUCAAUUUUUUUUUUAAAUCUGUGCAUCCCUGUGAUUCCCAUUAAUCUUUGUCAAAACACUGAUGUCACUGGGAUGAGCUAGCAUGGUAGCAUGAAUGAAAAUAUUUAAACACCUUGCCGAUACUGAAGGCAUCUAACUUUUUUGCCGAGUUUUGCUCAUUGAGGACGAUGUGGUUUAAGAGAAAUGCAAGGAAUGAACAUUUUUGUCAGGACGAAUGUUAUCUAGUUUGGUUUUGAGUGCACCCACUCGACACAAGAGAAUCAGAAUCCCAGUUUAUAAACUGAGAAUAAUUUGUUCCAGUUUUGACUGGAGCUUUGUAAGAAUAAAGCAUCUCAGAGGAGUUUUCUCAAUAGAUAAUUGGAAAAAAUUAUGCAAAUUUAGCUUUGUAUAUUCCGGAAUUGUCAACAAAAUCAUGAAAAAUACCAGUCUGCCAACAUGCUAAUUGUGAAGCAAUUUUUUUGGUUUAGUCCUUUAGCAUUUUUGCUAACUUUGAAAAAGUUUAGUGCACUUAACUUUCCCUUAAUAUAUUUUUCUGGUUCAGUUCUAAAGUGCCAAUUUAAUUGGCUGUCGUGUAAACUUUAAAGUUUUAAGUAAAGUUUAACAUCUAUGUUGAAGUUUUGGUUAUUAACAUUUACAUUCAUGCUCUUAUUUUGAAACAAGUGAAGACUGUUUAUACAGCAGGUCUGUUUCCUCUCCUGACAGGUGUUACUGACACCUGGUGUGUAUCAACAUGGUUGAAUUUAUCACUCAAGUGGAUUAGCUUUGGCUUCUGCUAAAUACAGUAUAGUGGAUUAGCAGCAGUGGAACUAAUGUUUUAGGGUUAGCACAACUAACUUUUUAGCUAGCGGUGUCCACCACUGAAAAUUACCAGCCAGCAUCUCCCCGGUGUGAUGAGCACAUUUAGAUGUAAAAACAUCCAAAUCAAAAUUUGUGGAUUACUCAACUUCAAGAUUUGACUUAAAAGGCUUUGAUUCGAUGUUGGUGACAAUUCAACCAUAUGAAAAGGUGUAGAGCAGGGGUGCUCAAAGUCGGUCCUUGAGGGCUGGCAUUCUGCAUGUUUUAGUUCUCUCCCUGGUUUAACACACCUGGAUCCAAUGAUGGCUCGUUAGAAGGCCUAAGAGGAGCAUGGACAUGCUGAAAAGGUUGUCACUACCACCAGGAAGUGGUGGUAGUAGCCCAAAGUGGGCCCUCGAGGACCCACUUUGGGCAUCCCUGGUGUACAGAUAGCUUUAGUACACACAGCGUUUCUGCAUCUGAUCCCUGGUGAGGACGUGUAAGAAGCUUGAGUUUUUGAAGAAGUAUCAGUAGUACCUGGAUGUUCUGUUCUUUCCCUUUAUGUGAAAGUGAGAGCUGCUGAAACGUCUGCCUUUGCACUCCUCUGACUCCCCUCAUCUAACGGCCUCAAAGAGAAGUCGAACGGCUUUAAACCAAAUGGUGUAACUCCAUCUGAAAUUACGAGUACCUCUUGUUUUAAAAAAACAAAAUCCAGCUUUACUCCUUUACUUCCCCCCUCCAUGAGGAAAUAAUGAGAAAAUGCCGAAUCGGAGUUCAUUUUGCCGCCUUUUCCCCCCGGCUUCACGGCGUGUCCUACGUUCAGACUGCUCACGUGAACACAUCGGUUGCCAUGGUGUCGACGCUCGCUCGCUCGCUCACGCGGAAGCUGUCAAACUACAUUCUCAGGGAUUUCUCUCCAAAAGCAGACAGAAAAAGAGAACAUACGCAUUUUAUGUGUCCUGUAUAUAUGAAAGCUGAUUAUUGGAAGAAAAAAUAAUAAUUUAUGACAAAAUAUUCUAUGUAAGGCACAAUACUUGAAGCUGCAUUACUUUGGAUUUAUUAUUUCUUUUGCUUUGUUUUUUUUUUUUAAAUGACAAGAGAGAGAAAAAAAGAGAAACAUAUCAGUGCGACUUGAUGUCGGGCUCGCGUUGCGUCAGGAUUUGCGACGCGCCGCCCGCUCCGCCGCGCAGAUACGGACUGAGCUGCGGGAACGCGGGGCGGGAACAGUUCUCCCGAACACAGAGGCACAUUGAGGAUUUCUGAAGUCGGACAAAGAGAGGCCUGUGGAGGCAGAGCGGCCGCCGCUCGCCUCGGUCCACGCCUCUUCUUCUCUCACCUCGACUUUGUGCUGGACAGAAAGUUGCUCUCUGCGGUGGUUCUCGACCGCUUUCACUUCUGCGCCUCUUCUCACCUGAACAGCUUUUUUCCCCUUUCUCUCUAGUAUUCCCCCCUCACAGGAACAGCCUUGUAUCUCGCCUUGUCUUAAUGCUUUAAACGAACCAAACGUGGAGUGGUCUGGCAGUACCAAACUGUGCUCCUCGGCCAACGGACUUGUGUUACAGACUGUGAUUUGUAGCUGGACUGGCUCGGUGCUGUGUUGCUUUAAGAAGCUCAUCUCAUCUGUUUCCGGUGUCGUCUGUUUUGUAGCGUCUUCGUUUAGAAGCGAAUGUUGUUCCCUUUUUUCUUUUUCUUUUUUUAUUUAUUACGUCAGGUAAAUGAUUGUACGACCAUGUCAACAUGCUCAUGAAUAUGAAGAUUUGAUACACUGAUCAAUUUAUUUAUGUAACUAAAUCACUGUUUUAUAAACAACAUUUUGUUCUGAUUAAAUUAGUUUUUUGAGAGGA